AUGAACAUUUAUUCUGUGAACCGGAUCCCAGGAUUAUUCUCGUCUGGAUCAUUUCCUUCGCCUUUCUCACCCUUCAUCGAUGAAGAAUUUGUGACUGCAAAUAUCGACCAGCUUUUAUCUGAAGGAAAAUACGCAAAGGUUCCACUUAUCUCUGGUAAUCAGGAUGACGAAGGAACCCUGUUGAUUCUGGGGCAGCUAAGCCGGCUGAUUACCGAGGACGAUGUAAGACAAUACUUUCAGUAUCUGUGUCCCAAGGCCAGUGAAACCGAAACGACUGAGAUUCUCCAGCUUUAUCCACAAGACAUCACCCAAGGCUCACCAUUCAACACAGGUAUUUUAAAUGCUAUCACCCCUGGGUACAAACAAUAUGCUGCGCUCUUUGGCGAUUUUACAUUUCAGGCUUUUCGUCGGCUCACGCUUCGUACCACUCAAUCAGUUAUGCCUUCCUAUGGGUACAUUGACCGUGCAAUGAAAUUCACCCCCGUUGUAGGUACCGCUCAUACUUUUGAUCUCCUCGCUGUCUUUGGUAUCAUACCAGGGAGGAGGUCAGAUGAUUUCCAAGCUCGUUGGAUCGCGUUCACCAACACACUCGACCCAAAUUUUCCCGGGCUACCGUUGUGGGAACCUUACUCAAAUGGAGCUCGAAUCUUGGAAUUUCAAGAUACUGGAUCAAUUGGAAUGGUGAAAGAUGAUUUUCGAGAGGAAGCUAUGGACUAUUACCUCAGCCGGUUGGACAGUUUUAGGAUUCUUUCCGCCUGA
This is a messenger RNA of Melampsora larici-populina 98AG31, 759 nucleotides long. RefSeq lists its product as uncharacterized. Bases 1 to 759 code for a protein of 252 amino acids. The record is from RefSeq and is a predicted model, not a curated record. The transcript has 7 exons. Lineage: Eukaryota; Fungi; Basidiomycota; Pucciniomycetes; Pucciniales; Melampsoraceae.